AUGUUUCCCUCUGAUCCAAGACAUUACUCUCGGAAGAGAAAAUUGUUUCAAGUAGGAAAUACCAGUACAGAUCCCUUCGGUCUGAAUGCUAAUGUUGAUGCAUUGAAUAAUUUGAAGUAUUUGGACAGGCCUGUGAAGUCUUUCACUUCGUUAUUAUUAGACGGUGUCUAUGACGACGACGAAGAUGAAGAUGAGUACAGUGAGGAGGACAAGAAAAAGGAAUUGCGUAAAGGUCAAGUUAUGCCUUUUGAUCGUAAAUUGAAAAUGCAUGCCAUGAAAAAUGAUGAAGUGGACGCGCUGUGGAGCACUGCAAUCAUUAAAGCAGCAGAGGAGGCGGAAGAGAAAGAAGCACAAAUUCAGAAAUUGAUGCGCGAUCUUUAUGAGAAGAGAAAGGAAUUGGUUUCAUGUCAGUUGGAAAACAUCGUGUUGGAGAAGAAAACGAAGAUGGCUGUAAAGAAAAUAAAAUCUCUUCGGAGAAACUUGAGAGAAGUGCUGUCAAGGCCUGGUGAAGGCCCUGAAGACGAGGGUGAAUCGUCGUUUGUUGGCACACGAAGGAACGAAGCAGCAUGGUUGUGUUGUAAAGUUUGUGACAGACAGACGGCUGACAUGAUCAUUUGUCCCUGCAAGCAUUUGAGUGUUUGCAGAAGAUGUGAUGAUUCAAUUACAAAGUGCCCUAUUUGUAAGGCUGCAAAAUUAAGCAGUGUGCAAGUCUGUCUUCCCUAG
Daucus carota subsp. sativus is the source of this 723-nucleotide messenger RNA. Its product is annotated as probable BOI-related E3 ubiquitin-protein ligase 3. Gene Ontology annotation, molecular function: ubiquitin-protein transferase activity. Lineage: Eukaryota; Viridiplantae; Streptophyta; Magnoliopsida; Apiales; Apiaceae. The record is from RefSeq and is a predicted model, not a curated record. Bases 1 to 723 code for a protein of 240 amino acids. The transcript is spliced from 2 exons.